Messenger RNA from Thamnophis sirtalis, 2120 nucleotides. It is a transcript of the gene TRIM13, whose product is annotated as tripartite motif containing 13. Gene Ontology annotation, molecular function: zinc ion binding. NCBI's taxonomy places the organism in Eukaryota, Metazoa, Chordata, Lepidosauria, Squamata, Natricidae. The record is from RefSeq and is a predicted model, not a curated record.
GGGCUUGGACGGGCGGGCAAGUCGUGCCGGGCCUCCCUUUUGGACGCUCCCCGUGGAAAGGAAGGAAUGAGCCGGGCGGCGGGGGCGGCGCUGCUGCUACUGCAGCUCUGAGACAGGAACGGCCGCCAGGAUGGCUUCUGUUGCCCCCACCGACUUCUCUGCACUGUAAGCGUCUCUCGCAGAGAAGAAUGGAACUCCUUGAAGAAGACCUUACAUGUCCCAUUUGUUGUUGCCUGUUUGAUGAUCCACGAGCAUUACCUUGUUCACAUAACUUCUGUAGAAAAUGUUUGGAAGGGAUCUUAGAGGGAAAUACUCGGAAUGUGAUUUGGAGACUAUCACCUUUUAAAUGUCCCACGUGUCGAAAGGAAACUACAGUAACAGGAGUUAACAAUCUCCAAGUUAACUAUUCACUAAAAGGCAUCGUGGAAAAAUAUAACAAGAUUAAAAUAUCAACAAAAAUGCCUGUCUGUAAAGUGCACAGUGGUCAGCCUCUUAAUAUUUUUUGCCAGACAGACACACAACUUAUAUGUGGCAUUUGUGCCACUCGAGGAGAUCACAUAAAACAUAUCUUUUGCUCUAUUGAGGAUGCUUACUGUCAAGAAAAGCGUGCUUUUGAAACACUGUCCCAGGUGUUUGAAGCAUGGCAUUGUGGAGAUGCACUUUCUCGACUAGGAACGUUGGAAACCAGCAAACGAAAAGCUCUCCAGAUGUUAACAAAGGAUUAUGACAGAGUAAAAGAUUUUUUUGAGAAAUUACAGUAUACCUUGGAACAAAAGAAGAAUGAGAUUCUCUCAGACUUUGAAACCAUGAAGCUUGCAGUUAUGCAGGCUUAUGAUCCAGAAAUCAACAAACUGAACACUAUCAUACAAGAACAGCAAACUGCGUUUAAUAUUGCAGAAACAUUUAAGGAUGUAUCUGAACCCAUUGUGUUUUUACAACAGAUGCAAGAAUUUAGAGAGAAAAUCAAAGUGAUAAAGGAAACUACAUUGCCUUGUAUUACUAUAGACAUCAAAUCUACAAUUAAGGAUGUUGAUACUAAUCAGUGGGAACAAUUUAAGCUAGCAGAUGUGGAUAAACUUUCACUACCUCAAGAGAAAAGCUCUUUCAAUUGGGUGACAAAUUCCUUCCUUUCACCACGUUUUUUUGUACCUGCUUUAAUUUGUUUGCUGAUGGUUGUUAUUCAAGUAUGUGUUCCAGAUUUUUGGGACAAAACUUUUCAGUAUUGGAAAACACUUGUUUCUGCGUUUGGCACAGGUUAUCUCACAGACCCAACAGAGAUGGCAGAUCAUGCUAUUUUAUACUGGGAAAAAGUAGCAGAUAGUGCUGCUGUUCUAAGUGAAAAAUGUGUAAAUUAUAUCCAUGUGUUGUUGAAUAAUGUUGCCCAAUUUGUGUCUAUGUAUAAACUUUUAUAACUCUAUUCAUGUUCACGAAGCAUAUUUUCAAAAUCCGUGAGUUUGGUUUUUUUUUAAUGUAAACAUUUUUGAUAUUUGAAAUGGUCUUGAUAGUUCAUGUAUUAAACUAUUCUGUAACUCGUGUUAAAAGCUGACUACCUUUCUGAUGUUUUCUGAAAGUAAAAUUACAUGACUUAUUUUUUUAUUAGAAAGUAAUGUGUAUAGUGGAACAUAUAAACCUUUUUGAUUUAUAAAGUGUUUGAAUUUCAAAUUGGAGUGUAAGUUGGAAAUAUGUUUGCAUGGAGAUAUAAUACACAAAUAAUGAUUGUAUAUUGCUACCACAAAUCAUGGUCCUUCAGAAAUACUGCAAAUUUUGUAAUUUGUUAAUAAAUAGGAACAUAGGAAGUAACAAAUUGUUAACUUUUGUAUGUUUAUAAGCAACAAAUGAAAUCGGAACAUCUUGGGCUUGCAAAUCACAAGGUUUUUUUUACAACUAACAGUUACAGCUAUGUAGACUUGUCAAUGGCCAAAUCUAUGGAAUGUUAUACAAGUUCAUGCUGUUAGGGAGGUAUGCAGUGUGGGUUCCAGAUCCUGUUCCAACCGGUACGGUUGGAACGCACCUGGUGUAGCCCACGUGGGUGCGCACAGUGCACGUAUGCACAUGCAUUGUAGCUGCUAGUGAUGCUUCUGCAAGCAUCCGUGACGCUCCAGCUGCUUGGUGGAGUGUCG